Molecule: messenger RNA, 291 nt
Organism: Penicillium brevicompactum
Lineage: Eukaryota; Fungi; Ascomycota; Eurotiomycetes; Eurotiales; Aspergillaceae
Exons: 1
Coding region: 1-291 (96 amino acids)
Source: RefSeq, a predicted model, not a curated record
AUGUGUCGCCAAUAUUACACACUCUACGAGUGGUGCCAGUGCGAAGAAGACGCUGGUAACAGUGUCUGCGCCGGGGUCCGCCGCAGCAGCUGUCCCGGUGUCAGUGUCGAGACUGUGCAUAUGCAUUGUUUCUGCAACUCCCAUGCGACUCGUGGGUUCAAGUCAGAGAAGCAGACUCGCAAAGAAGAGACUAAGACGCGCCGCCGAUCGCAGGAGUCCUUGGAUGAGAAGGCUUCCUUUGGGCGGAGGUGGUAUCAGUGGUAUCAGUGGAGGGGACUUCGGUCUCGUUAA